CACAGCGUACUUCAAUGACAUUUUCAAGUGUAAAAGAUUAUCAAUAUAUUUCAUCUCCAACCCUCAGAUCUAUUCCAGGCCACGAUGCCUCAUCCAUUUCCCAAAGGAGCACCGAAAAAAUAUGGUCUAGCACUCAUGAUGACAUCAACAGCUGGGUUGGACAUGUCACGCAAGGAGAAUUUUAGAAAAUAGUCAAUAUUUCCUAUAAGACGUGUAUAAUACCAGUUAAAACAAACAAAAAAAAGCAACACUCAUCUAUUGAUUCAUCCAUGACCAAAAUAAGAUCGACAAUGUCGCAAAAAGAUGAUAAAUCCUACUUCGAAACUCCAUUUUAUGGCUGCGCAGCUUGCGCGGCAGGUAUAUCGGCCGUUGAGGAUAUUCGGAGGGAGAAAUUAAAGGUGAACUUGAAGAGACAUCAGUGCGAUUACCCAGAGUGUGGGUGGUGUGAUGCCGACGAAAUUGACGAAGCAUGUUUCUCGACUGUCUUGAUGUGGAGCACCUUUUUCCGUGCUAUUAUUCCAGCCUGGAAACAAGGGAAUUACAGGAUUUCGGGGAUAGCGCAGGGGCUGGAAAGCCUUGCCGUGGUAGGGGUACCCUGGGAAAGAAACGCAUGUAUUUUAGGAGACGAUAUGUGCAGCACUUAUUACAGCGUUGAGUUACAUCCUAUAAGCCUUUUGGAUGACCCUCCUGUGGAAAGAAAAGACGAAACAUCAUGGUGUUAUCUUAUUCAUGCACGCUGCUGGAAACUGCUGGAAGGAAUGAUAGGGCCCCAGGCGAAGGAACAGCUGCCGAGCCUCGUAUCCGCUCUUCGACAGAAGUUCAAAAGCCUCUCUUUCGGACUGGGUGGACACACUACCUCCUUGUCCGGAUGUUCAAUGUGUGUGCAUCCUCUCCGGAACCGGUCGUAUAUGAGAGAUCCUCUCAGAUUGCGUUCUGUUCAACAGUUGAUCGCGAAAGCCAUACAACGUCGAUCUGCGAAAAGUUUGAAACUGAAGGAGGUAACUCGUGCAACUGUCAGACCCCGGUCUUUCCGUGACGAUCUCCCAAUGGAGAUUAAAUAUUUGAUUAUUGAAAAUACAAGGGAGAUAGACACAGCAAACCUUAUAGCGGCGUUUGAUUGGUUCAUUCCUGACUCAUAUUGGGUAGCUCGGUUGCCAUUUGAUCUUAUUCCAGAGCUCCAGCAAAUACCUUUUGAUCAGCUGGACAUGUCAUACUUGGGAGCGGGAAUUGCAUACUUGCUGGCGAGGACCCCUGACAUGCGGAACAGAGCAAGGACCGUUGGGAUACUGAAAGAAACAACACAGAUGUUUUGGAAGAUUAUAGAGGACGCCAGAGUUGACAAGGCAAGUGUUGAGGAAGCUUUGGGGCGUUGAGAUUUGUGUCGGUAGAGAUCUGUUGUUUGAUGUCUUUGCUAGAGCUAAGUAUUUAAUUUACUACCGAAGGGGG
Messenger RNA from Paecilomyces variotii, 1446 nucleotides. RefSeq lists its product as hypothetical. Bases 270 to 1373 code for a protein of 367 amino acids. NCBI's taxonomy places the organism in Eukaryota, Fungi, Ascomycota, Eurotiomycetes, Eurotiales, Thermoascaceae. The transcript has 2 exons. The record is from RefSeq and is a predicted model, not a curated record.